This is a messenger RNA of Colletes gigas, 1494 nucleotides long. Its product is annotated as tubulin beta chain. The record is from RefSeq and is a predicted model, not a curated record. Gene Ontology annotation, cellular component: microtubule; cytoplasm. The coding region runs from base 37 to 1374 and encodes 445 amino acids. NCBI's taxonomy places the organism in Eukaryota, Metazoa, Arthropoda, Insecta, Hymenoptera, Colletidae. The transcript is spliced from 2 exons. Gene Ontology annotation, biological process: mitotic cell cycle; microtubule cytoskeleton organization. Gene Ontology annotation, molecular function: GTP binding; GTPase activity; structural constituent of cytoskeleton.
GUUUUCUGCACCCUCGUCGACCUACAAGUCGACAAGAUGCGGGAAAUCGUGCAUAUCCAAGCCGGACAAUGCGGCAAUCAGAUCGGUGCCAAGUUCUGGGAGGUGAUUUCGGACGAGCACGGCAUCGAUCCGACCGGCACGUACCACGGGGACUCGGACCUCCAAGUAGAACGUAUCAACGUCUACUACAAUGAGGCGUCCGGUGGCAAAUACGUGCCACGCGCCAUCUUGGUCGACCUGGAGCCUGGCACCAUGGACUCUGUACGCUCUGGACCCUUCGGGGAGAUAUUCAGGCCGGACAACUUCGUGUUCGGGCAAUCCGGAGCUGGGAACAACUGGGCCAAGGGUCACUACACCGAGGGAGCCGAACUAGUCGACUCUGUGCUCGACGUUGUACGCAAGGAAGCCGAGAGCUGCGAUUGCCUACAAGGCUUCCAACUGACCCACUCUCUGGGCGGCGGUACGGGAUCCGGAAUGGGCACUCUGCUCAUCUCUAAAAUCCGCGAGGAGUAUCCCGACAGGAUCAUGACCACGUUCUCGGUGGUACCGUCGCCAAAAGUAUCGGACACCGUGGUGGAACCGUACAACGCGACGCUCUCCGUCCACCAGCUGGUGGAGAACACCGACCAGGCUUACUGUAUCGACAACGAGGCCCUCUACGACAUCUGUUUCCGCACCUUGAAACUCUCCACUCCCACGUACGGAGAUCUGAAUCACCUAGUGUCCGCCACGAUGUCCGGUGUCACGACCUGCCUGCGAUUCCCUGGACAGCUGAACGCCGAUCUGAGGAAGCUGGCGGUGAACAUGGUACCGUUUCCGCGUCUCCACUUCUUCAUGCCCGGGUUUGCACCGUUGACGUCGCGGGGCAGCCAACAGUACAGGGCUUUGACGGUCCCGGAACUGACCCAGCAAAUGUUCGACGCGAAGAACAUGAUGGCCGCCUGCGACCCCAGACACGGAAAAUAUCUGACGGUGGCCGCCGUGUUCCGCGGGAGGAUGUCGAUGAAGGAGGUGGACGAGCAGAUGCUCAAUAUACAGAACAAGAACAGCUCGUACUUUGUCGAAUGGAUCCCGAACAACGUAAAGACAGCCGUCUGCGACAUCCCGCCACGCGGUUUGAAGAUGUCCGCCACGUUCAUCGGAAACUCGACCGCCAUCCAAGAGCUGUUCAAGAGGAUUUCGGAACAAUUCACGGCCAUGUUCAGGAGGAAGGCGUUCCUCCACUGGUACACCGGCGAGGGCAUGGACGAGAUGGAGUUCACCGAGGCGGAAUCGAACAUGAACGAUCUGGUCUCGGAGUACCAACAGUACCAGGAGGCUACCGCCGAGGACGAGGGAGAGUUCUACGAGGAGGAAGAGGCGGAGGAGAAGUAAAAUGGGUCCUCGAUCCGCGCCGAGCAGGAAAUUACUCGUCAAGGUUCUCGAAGAUGGCCGCGAAUCCACCAAACUAUACCAAAUUCCUCCAAAAUGGGUUGUAGCUUUGUAUUCGUAUUA